This is a messenger RNA of Tarenaya hassleriana, 915 nucleotides long. RefSeq lists its product as uncharacterized. Gene Ontology annotation, cellular component: plasmodesma. Gene Ontology annotation, molecular function: protein-folding chaperone binding. Gene Ontology annotation, biological process: protein folding. NCBI's taxonomy places the organism in Eukaryota, Viridiplantae, Streptophyta, Magnoliopsida, Brassicales, Cleomaceae. The transcript has a single exon. The coding region runs from base 1 to 915 and encodes 304 amino acids. The record is from RefSeq and is a predicted model, not a curated record.
AUGGAUGAUUCAUUCUUCAGAAGUCACUGGAAUUCUCCAUUUUACCCGACGCAAAGAAGACCUAGCGCGUGGGGGAUUCCUGUUCACGAUGUUAGAACGGCGGCGUCUCCUAGAGUGGUGGCCGUUCAUCCGAAACAGGGGAUUCAAUCGGCGGAGCCGUCGAAAGUCGUGAAGAUUCCGGUUCAGUUUGUGGACACCGAUCGAAGGAGGUCCGAGUCGGAAUCGGCGGUGAGGAUUCAGAAGGUAUUUCGCGGGUUCAUGGUGAGGAAGAGUGUGAAGAAGAUAGCGGAUGUGAGGAGGGAAGUGGAUGAAAUAGAGAGCAGGAUAUCGAGGACAGAGGUUAUUGAUUUGAUGCGGAGAGAUUCGAGAGAACGUUUGGGAGUAAGUGAGAUGUUGAUGAGUUUGUUGUUCAGAUUGGAUUCAGUGAGGGGAUUGGAUCCUGGUGUAAGGAAUUGUAGGAAGACGGCGAUCCGGAAAGUGAUUGCGUUGCAGGAGGCUUUGGACGCCAUUGUUGCGGCCGACGGAAGCUCAGCAGCGGAAACAACCGGGGAAGAAGCGAUAGAGAUCACAGAGGCGGUGGAAGUUCCGGUGGAUGAAAGAAAACCCGCGGAUUCAUGUCCCGUGACGCAAAUUGAACUUCAAAAUCCCGAUCUCGUCGGCGGUGAGUCUGGAUCUGCAGAAGUAGUAACAGAAACAGAUGACAUCGAAGUUCCUAAAAUUCAAACCGAAUCUGCACCAGAUAAAUCUCCAGAAAUCACUCAUGAAAACGAACGAAGCGAAGCCAAGGGAGAGGGACCAGAGGAGAUCGAGCGAACAGAGAGCCAAACAGAUUCGUCUGCAAAUCCAGAGAUCCCCGAGGAAAAGAACGAGGAGAACCAACGAAGAGCGAGAACGAGAAGAUUCUGGAGAGGAUGA